UCAACACUAACAGCUGAAAACAUUUUACUGCAUAAAAUGUGGCUAACAAUAUUUAAAUACCUUUCAAUAUAAUGUCAUUUUCUUUGUUUCAGAUAAAAGAAAUUGACAAUCUACUUGACAAUCCUGCAACUUGAAAGCUCAAGGUCAGCUAAAUGGCGUCAAAAGCUACUGGUAGAGCGUUGAAUAUAGAUGUCUCUGGUCUUCUCGAUAUCGGAUGUCAUUACGCAGGUACAUUGUACAUACAAAAGAAUUCCAUAAGAAAAAGCAAGUGGAGUGAACGUUUUGUCGUCAUUGCACGGGGAUGGAUAUAUAUUUUCCAUGAUAAAAAUGCUAAGAGAGCAGAGAAGACAUUCCCUUUACAUGAGUUCAAUAGAGUGGAGAGCCACCAUCAUGUUUCCGGCGAAAAUUUCUGCUUUUGCCUGAUCUACUCGGACCUACAAAAGAAAGAGCCAGUUAUUUUCUCUUGUGUAGUUGAAGAAGCGAAACAGACAUGGAUGAAACAUUUUGAUGAAACUAUUAAUGAAGUUAAUAGGGGGAUUUAUGGAUCACAGGCAUCACAAGCGGACAGCGAUUACGAUAGUAUUCCUGGAGAAGGACGAAAUAAUUCCAAUAGUAUGCUUGUGUUAGCAGGCAAUCAACCCGCCAUUGUGGAAGCUGAUGAUUCCGGGCUUCUGAGAAGAGAACAGAUGAAGUCAUCUAAUAAGUGGAAAAGAAUGUCGGAGCCAACAGAAUCGAUAAGUAGAGAUGAAAAAUGCUACAAUUAUUUGUCUUCUGCACGUAAUGGAGCGCCACCUGUACCGGAUGAGAGUUGGAAACGAACAACUUUAUCAAGAAACAUGACUGAGCCGAGUUUUCCUAAUACAGAACAAGACGGACAACAAUCUGUUACAAAAUCUCACUCAUACGCGGAUGUUCGUAUCUGCAGUGUCAGUGAAGUAACAAGUUGUGCUUCCAGCUCACGAAUAUCAAAAGGUAUGAGCAGCGCAACAUUCAUAUGUGAGUUUCAAGAUAAUGCUGAAAAGAUGUUGAAGGAACAACCCGUAGGAAAUUAUUUAGUUUGUCCUAGCAAAGAGAGUACAUGGGUGCUGCUUAUCAAAACUAAGGAGGAAGUAUCUAAGAUUUUGAUACACACAAAUGGAGAGAAGAGUACAAUUUCAUUUGGUACAAACACCCCUGUUUUUCGUUCUCUGUGCGAUUUGAUAAAAUUCUACCAGCUGAACAAAUUGCCUUUUGAAGAUGUAGACAUGAUCCUACAGGAAAGCGGACAUGAAUACAGUAAACAAAGAACUGUGAUAUCCUACAGACUGUAACACUAAUGUAGCAGCAAUACUAUCACAGCAAACUGAAGGAAUAUGAAUCGUAUUGUACAACAUAAUUGACAUAUAAUUGUUCUUACAGUAUAAAAGUGUUUUUGAAAAACUGAGUCAGGUAUAAAUGUAUAAAUUGUCUACACCAGUAACUGUUAUUAUGCAUUAUUUAGUGAUUUUGUUUGAAAUUAAUGAUAAUCAUAUGAAUACCUUACAUAUUUACAUAAUUAUGCUUUCUGAAAAUUAUAUUUGACAAAAGGUAGGUCAUGUAAAUAAUGAUUAAUAUAUUAUUAGAAUUUUGUAAACAGUUAUUUGCGACGAUCAUUGUCUGACCGCAUGGCUUGUCGUGUGUAUAUUUAGUCAAAAUACUCAUUAUAAAGUUAUUAAGAAACGCUUAUAUGCAUUGUCUAAUGAUAUACGUUAGUGUGCUACAGACAAAAAUAUUAACGGUUGUUUGAAACGUGUUCAAACAAUUGUUGACAAAAUUCAGAAAAAUUCCUCUACCAUAAGUUUAAACUAGUAAUUGUUCGUCUGGACGGAAGUUUUCAUGGUAUCAUGAAAUUAAUACUAAGGAAUGUCUUGAAGAGGGAGCUGAUUCUGACUUGUUGAAUAGAUACAGAAGUGAUCUUAAUGGUAUCUGUUAGAUAUCUAUAGUAAGGAAUACAUCGAAUAAGGGUACAUUAAGAAAAUGUCAAUAUAUUUUUGAUAAAGAAAAACCGUCUCAAGAUAAAAGUAUGUAUCAAUUUCCUGGAGGCACAGAGCACCCCAAACACAGGCAUAUCCAUGCAUCGCAAAGUGAUCCCACAGCAAAAAGAAGCUGUAACGGAAAAAUAUGUGUGCCUAAAGCAAUUAUUUGUUUAAUAACCUAGUUUUAAAACAUUUUGUAAGUUUUAAUUCAGAAUAUUCUAUUGUGUUCUGCAACAAUAUUAUUUUUAUAAACAGUGUAUGACAGUUAAUUUUAGAAAAAGCUUGUCCUUGAAUUUUCAAGAAUGUUCUCGUUAUUCACAUUGUUACAUGAAAAUUCUAAAACCUUCAAUGAUACAAUUAGUAGUGAGCUCUUUUCAGGAUUAAAAAAAGCAUAAAACUGAAAUUAUAGAUAUCUAUGAAACUUUUUUGGUAUUUCUUGAUAACAAAAUAUUAUAAGUUUGAAUAUUUAUUUUCUUGAAGGUUUAUUUGAAAUUGUUACUAAAACUCAUGGAUCUAAAGAGUUAUCUUUGAAGAUAGAAUUAUAGUUACUUUUGAACUGUUUGAAACAUGGAAUUUAUUCUGAAUGGCUUUGUUUUUGCCCUUGACAGGAUUUGGACUAAUUCUACAUGAUUGAUUUGAUUUUACGGCUCUUUGCCAUUUUUAAAGUUUCUUGGGUUUUUUUUAAUUAAUGAAUUAAAUUUUGUUAUUGUCAUUGUUUGCUUAAUGCUAACUUUUGAACUUAAUAUUUUGUUAGACAUUUCAACUAACUUUAAUAGAUUGUUUUGUAUCGGAAAAGUU
This is a messenger RNA of Mercenaria mercenaria, 2792 nucleotides long. RefSeq lists its product as uncharacterized. The transcript has 14 exons. The coding region runs from base 153 to 1310 and encodes 385 amino acids. The record is from RefSeq and is a predicted model, not a curated record. Gene Ontology annotation, biological process: signal transduction. Gene Ontology annotation, molecular function: SH3 domain binding. NCBI's taxonomy places the organism in Eukaryota, Metazoa, Mollusca, Bivalvia, Venerida, Veneridae.